Molecule: messenger RNA, 282 nt
Organism: Pieris macdunnoughi
Lineage: Eukaryota; Metazoa; Arthropoda; Insecta; Lepidoptera; Pieridae
Source: the annotation of a GenBank genome assembly
AUGUCUUCUGCUUUUGCAACGCCUGUCAUUAUUUUAGCACUCGCAUUAUGUGGUUAUGGAUUCCCACAAGCGCCUGCAAACAAAUUAGACGACAUUGCGUCUACUGGGAACCUGACUUAUUCAGAAUUACUAUUUAUACUAAAAACGAGACACGGUAUACAAGAACAGCCACCAAAGGCACUGUCGCCUUGUGCAAGAGCGAUUAUUGCGUGUUGCAAUGAUAGCAAAGUAAUUAAUGAAUAUUGUUCUGAAACAUUGCGAUGUGGUGCAUUCUUUUUUUGA